Molecule: messenger RNA, 377 nt
Organism: Symbiodinium sp. CCMP2456
Lineage: Eukaryota; Dinophyceae; Suessiales; Symbiodiniaceae
Source: the annotation of a GenBank genome assembly
GCUUCAGUUAGUAAAGAAAGUGAAGCCUUUGAUGCUCUUUUGCCUCUUCCCGGGCUCUUCAUGCUCCGCGUAUGGCAGAUAUCUGGUGUAGAACUGGCAGCCAUACCUGCAGAGGAGCUGAGUGAUGUCCUGGCCUUGAAGCAGCACCUGCGUGUAAGGAAGGGCUUGCCCGUCUGCCUUCAAGAACUUCUCCAUGAUGGCAUCCGAUUACAGGAUUCCAAUAAGCUGGGUGCCCCUAUGGAUGUACAGCUGGUCUUGCUAUCCCUUGCCAAAGGGCUGGAGGCUGCACAGGAGCUUAGAGAGGCUGCGACCAAGGGGGAGAUCGAGGUAGUACGCUUGCUGUUGAGGGCUAGCACGGACAAAGACUCUACAAACGA